This is a messenger RNA of Galeopterus variegatus (Sunda flying lemur), 972 nucleotides long. It is a transcript of the gene ZDHHC15, whose product is annotated as zinc finger, DHHC-type containing 15. The record is from RefSeq and is a predicted model, not a curated record. Gene Ontology annotation, molecular function: protein-cysteine S-palmitoyltransferase activity. Gene Ontology annotation, cellular component: endoplasmic reticulum; Golgi apparatus. Lineage: Eukaryota; Metazoa; Chordata; Mammalia; Dermoptera; Cynocephalidae. The annotation marks the transcript as partial. The transcript is spliced from 9 exons. Gene Ontology annotation, biological process: synaptic vesicle maturation; protein targeting to membrane; peptidyl-L-cysteine S-palmitoylation.
UUUCACUUGUCCUAUACAGACAAGGAACGCUAUGAAAAUGAAGAGAGGCCUGAGGUCCAGAAGCAGAUGCUUGUUGAUAUGGCCAAGAAGCUACCAGUUUACACAAGAACCGGGAGUGGAGCUGUACGAUUCUGUGACCGGUGCCAUCUGAUCAAGCCAGACCGCUGCCACCACUGCUCUGUCUGUGCCAUGUGUGUAUUAAAAAUGGACCAUCACUGCCCUUGGGUUAAUAACUGCAUUGGAUUUUCCAACUACAAAUUCUUCCUCCAGUUCUUAGCUUAUUCUGUUCUCUACUGCCUAUAUAUUGCUACAACAGUCUUCAGCUAUUUCAUCAAAUACUGGAGAGGGGAAUUGCCCAGUGUUCGCUCUAAGUUCCAUGUCCUUUUCCUCCUCUUUGUGGCCUGCAUGUUUUUUGUCAGCCUUGUGAUUCUCUUUGGUUACCAUUGUUGGCUUGUCAGCAGAAACAAAACUACCUUAGAGGCCUUCUGCACUCCAGUGUUUACAAGUGGCCCAGAGAAAAAUGGGUUCAACCUUGGCUUCAUCAAGAAUAUCCAGCAGGUGUUUGGAGAUAACAAGAAGUUCUGGUUAAUACCUAUUGGGUCCAGCCCUGGUGAUGGACACUCCUUCCCUAUGAGGUCUAUGAAUGAGUCACAGAACCCACUGCUAGCAAAUGAAGAACCCUGGGAAGAUAAUGAGGAUGACAUCCGAGAUUAUCCAGAAUGCUCAUCAUCUCUUGCUGUGGAAACAGAAACGUAGCAGCUUUCACAUUUCCUGCAUGUCUCAGGACCCACCAUUUCCCAUGAAGCUUAGAAAGUUCAAUGUUGGGAACCAUUCUAACCUUCAAAAUAAGCCACCAUGUUGGAUUAAAAGCUUCACAAUUGAAAACAUCCCAUCAAAUACUUGCUGUGCAGAUGUUUCAGGAUUUUACAAGUUACUUAAUUUACUGACUGAACUCCAAUUUGGUAGCAAUUA